AUGGCACAGCCCGACCAGACGAGCUCGUCGGUCUUCGUCGACUCCUCAUUCCUCAUCGACGACAGUCUCAUCACGUGUGAAGUCUGCUUCGAGCCGUUCCAUCACCUCGUCCGCGCGCCCAAACUCCUUCCGUGCGGCCACAACUUUUGCGAAACGUGCAUCUUCAGUCUUUGUCUGCAUCAGGAGGCGAGUUUUCGCGAUAGGAUGUUUUUUAGAGACGCGAACAUUCAUUUUACAGUACUACCUCUUGGACUCGAUCAAAUGUCCCACGUGCCGACGAGAAUUCGCGACGAACACGGCGAGAAAAGCGCCGACCAACUAUGAUCUUUGCAGUGAGUCUCACUGGUGCACUUGUCUUGUCAUCCAGCAAUUUGUAACCCGCACAGAAAUGCUCGAGAACAUUUGGAGGCAAAAAGAGCAGAAUGUGACGGUGAUCGAGGUUCCGCUCGUCGAACUUCCGCCCGUCAUUCAGGAGAUUUCGGUCACCAAAAAGCCACGUCAUCAUUCGCAUUCGCAUUCGCAUCCGCAUCCGAACCACGUCGGCAAAAAGAUGAGGGCGUUGGCGAAGAAGAGCGAGGAGAGCAAGCGCUUCAAGUGCGUCGAUUGUCAGCGGAACAUUUCACAGAAGAACGUGUUCCGCGUCUCUAGAUAUUGUGUGGAUUGCACGAGCACCAGUCGAAUGGUGAGUUUAAACGUGUCAACAACCCGAAACAAGACGCCAAAAAAAAAAUUAGUUGUGACACGUCACUUUGCCGCCAAAAAAGGUGGUCAGUCUCGUCAAGAAGUACGGUAUUUAUCAGAUGUCUCAGAGAAGUUGGUCCCUCAUAAAUCUGAUAUUAUUCGAGAGCCCCCGCGGGGAAGAAAACAGAGUUGAGCGGACGAACACGGAAGAAUUUUUAUCUUUUUUGGGAAAUUUUUUCAUGAAAUGUGAUCAACUGACGAAAUGUAGAGCAAAGUGAACUGUGCUCAUAGAAAAAUAAUUGUAAAUUUAACUUUUCACACAAAAAAGUUAUUCGAGUUGUUCCGUUAGCCCUCUUUUUUCACGGAACAACUCGAAUAACUUUUUUUUAGUUCUACGAAAAACAAAUAUUUUAUUUAAUCAAUAGUUCAAAAUUUGGAUUCCCGCUUUGAACCGGGCCGACCGGGCCGGGCCGGGCCGGAGUUUUGAAAAUUUUGGCCCGGCCCGGCCCGUGGCAACUCUGUAUAUCAUAUUUGAGUCCUAAAAAGAGCGGGCUUCACUGUUUGUUGAAGAUAUUGUAGAACUUUGCUCAUUUUCCAGACGAUCGCGUGUCUCGAGUGCUGCGUGAACCAUCACAACGGCCACGAGCUGCUCACCGAAGACGCUCUCCACCACAACCAACUCAAAACGCUCUCGGAGCUCCGUUCGAUCCGCCGCAAAGUCGUCGACUCCUCCGACACGUUCGACCGUCGGACCGCAGAGGUCCGCGAGUCUGGGAUGGAUGUGUGCAAGACGCUGACCGCCGAGAAACAGAACCUUCUCACGUUCACACUCGCCUCUAUUGAUGACGUGAUGCGGAGAAUCGAGUGUGCUCCGAUCGUGUUUCCGCCGGUGCUGCGCACGAUUCGCGACGAGCAACUGCACAAUUUCACGCGUCUCCACAAGCUGUCGAGUGUGCUCGAGAAGAGUCUGAUGUGCCGCAAAAACACAAAGCCCACCUCGCUGACGUUCAUUGAAAACAUGAAUCAGAGCAGCGGAUCGUCGCCGAGAAGCGCCUCGAAAGUGCUGAAUCGUUCGCUGUCGAUGUCGGUGCGUCAGUCGAAAGUCUCCCUUCGCGGAGACGAUUCGCUCUUCCACGAGUCGAUCGCCUCGCUGCUCCGUCUGAUGCACAAGCAUCCAAUGUGUCUCCAACUCGACUUUCACCACUCGACCGUCUCUCCGAAGGAUACGGUCGAAGAGCGCAAGCGGAAGAUCAUGUCGUGCGCGCACGCGACGACGUGUAUGCUCGAGCCGGACUCGACGCAAGUGUCGAUGAUACCGCUGUUCGCCGACGUGCUCCUCAACUGCUUCUUCCAAUUGAAUCGGCUGUCGAAGAACAAGUUUGUGAGCGACAAGAAGGCGUACCGACGCGUCGAUGUGUGGAAACAGGCACAGAUCAGCUACACCGAGCUGCUCUCGAUCACCGCCAAACACUUUCCGUCGCAUCAUCCGGAAAGAGUGGACAUCCUCGACGAUCUCGCCUACCUUUGCCACUUGUACAGUGAUGUCGCCGAUCAGGUAUUCUAGUCAAACACUUGAAAUUCCCCAAAAAAACCCCCCACUUUCCAGGCGACCGUGACCAUCUGUCUGAUCGAAGCGGCGCGUGCGCGUGCCUCCGACGCCUCCGGACUCACCGAGCUCGAGCAGAGAAGAACGGAAGAGCGUUUGGAGCUGAUCGACGAGCAUCUCAUGGAAUGUCGCCGUCAGCAGAAGCUUUUCGAGCUGCGAAAGAGCUCGAAAACUAAGCGGAACGGAGGAUUCAAACGUCUUUUUGGCGGAUGUUUCACGGCGCAGGAGAAGGACCUCAACGACACGACGCUCAUUUGCUGA
This is a messenger RNA of Caenorhabditis sp. 36 PRJEB53466, 2548 nucleotides long. The record is from the annotation of a GenBank genome assembly. Lineage: Eukaryota; Metazoa; Nematoda; Chromadorea; Rhabditida; Rhabditidae.